CACAGCUAUUAAUACCUCAUUGGAAGAGCGAACGAGGAAAGAACAAGAAAGUACAGAGUGGUACAGAGAGUGUAUAUAUAAAGAACAGAUGCCUAGGUUGACAGUUGGAGAAAAAAUAUACUUUGUGUAUCUGAAUACUUAUGAACAGUUUCAAUUGAGAUCGAGCGUCUCGUACUGAGAAGAUAAACAAAUCGAGAUUCAAUUCAACGAAAUGAAUACGCUAAGUGAUACAAAUGUAAAAGAGACGAAUGCAGAAGUGAAACUACAGAAGACUGUUCGUUCCAACUUGGUGAAGAUUUUCAAGUGCUCCGAAUGUGGAUUGACUUUCGAUCGUGCUUCACAAUUAGGCUAUCACCAUCGAAGUAUUCAUCUAGGAGAGCGAUCUCAAAUAUGUCAGAUAUGUGGGAAGGGUUUCUUUCGCAAAGCAGAUCUGCGCACACAUUUGAAUAUCCAUCUGGGUACAAAUUUCUGCAUUUGUGAAUUCUGUGGAAGGAGAUUCAAUCACAUAUCAAAUCUUAUAAGGCACUGCAGAGUGCAUGCAGGAGUCAAGCCUUAUCUAUGCUCAAUUUGUGAUAGACGGUUUACACAAGUUUCUUCGCUAGUAAGACAUAAACAAAUAAUACACGGGAUACCAAAGGAAAGCAUGCGCCAGUAUUGCAGUUCUAGUCUUAUCAGCAAUAAAUCUCAAGUCACUAAGCAUGCAUCUAAGGAGAAUGAGUUUGUCAAAAGUAUCGCGACAAAGCAACAAUCGAUCACUAAACGGCUAUGUUGUUACGAAUCUUUUGCGGGGAUUGUUUCAAUUGCCCCCACGCGACAACACAGAAAGUGUCAUUCCGAGAGCACUGUGUUGUCGGAAUGCAAUAGUUGUAAGAAGACGACAGACAAUAACGUUAAAGAUAGGUAUCACGAGAAAAUAUGCCCAGAAUUGAAAUGCCAGGAUACUGAUAGGGAGACAGAUACGCAGAAGAAUAAAAUAUCCAAUCAACAUAGUACCGAGGUGAACAGUACAGCUGUAGCAGCAUAUUUACCUUUGGAGACUGUCAUUUACGUCACAUCUAAACAGUUCGAAGAAGAUAAUUUAGCAGAGAUCGAAAAUCGGUUGUCGCAAGAUUACCUCGCUGGGAUCGAAGAAAAAUUGCAGUCUAUCGAUUUGUCGACAAGUAAGACUGUUGCUUCGAAUCCUCCUCAGAACGCAGCCGGUAAUCACGAGCAGACACCAUCCAAAGACAACAUAAUUUAUCUGCAUCAGCUCGACAGAAACAGUUUCACCUUUCUACCGCGAGACAGAGGACCUGGCGACGCAGACGGACGUGUGAUACAAGAUUUCAAAGAGAAUCUUGCGAACGAUGUCGAGAAAUCGUUGGACAUAAGAACAAACCUGCAAACGUGUGAUUCCGACCCGGUAGAUCAAAAGUUUCUGCAUAAGCAAAUGUGCAAAGAGACUAUCAGUGACGACAGAAAAUGCGACAAACCGUCGUUGAACGAUGACAAUCAGUUGUACAUAGAGCUCUCCGAAUUGGGAUUGUUGAAAUUCGACGAGUCCCGUUACUGCAGUAAUACAGAUCUGGACGCGGUGAAGUCUGAACAUUCUGCGGAUAUCGCGGUUGAUGGCUUAACGUACACCUCUGUUGCGGCGCAGAAUCAGAAUAAUUUGGCGCGCAACGGGGAGAAUCCGGAGGGUUUAAAUAAUCCGAGUAGCAUAGUGUUAAACAAUGAGGACCCGAUGUUGCGUAUGGUGCAAACAGAGGCGGGUGAGCAGUUUUACGAGUUCAUAAGCAAUUUGGUGGAGAAGAUGCAGGAUACCACGAGCGUGGAGAACACGGGCGAUAAAGCACAGGAGCCGUCGAGCGCCUUUGGACAUUGUCAAAGUACAGAUCCGCGAGAUUCGCAUGAAAAUAACGGGAAGAGCGAUCGGACGGAGCACCAACAGACUCUGGAGGAUCUCACCGACAUAAAUAAUGAAUUCAAUUACACGCAGUUCGAUUUUCACAGAGACGAGAAGGGCUUCACCGUUCUGUGCAACGAGUCCGGGCCUUUUCAACAGGACUCGCGAGCGAACACGACCGCACUGCAGGAGAAGAAUUUGCAAGCCUACAGCUCCGGUAACCUGGAAUUGCUGGAGAAUGAAUCGCAUGUGGAUUUCGACAAGUACGUGGAGACGAAUUUCGAGGUGUUCGAACGACUGAACUACGAGAACUGUAGUGAGAGGUUUCUCGAGUUUGUGGAGGUCGCCGAUAUCGGUGUAGAGUCCUCGUCGGAAAGUAAAGAGUCGCCGAUGGUAUGCUUGAUUCAAAAUGACGGCGAUCAGCUAUUGGAACUGCUGCAGGAUUGUCAAAUUACCGAACAAGAGUCGGAUUUCGUUUCUGCGGGCAAACUCGACGAGGAUUGCUCGAACGUUUUGCAGGAUAGCAACAAGAUCGUCGAUUGCACCGAGGGUAAGCCUGACUUCUUCACGUACGUCGAGAAUAACGCGCCGUUAGAGGAAAACAUGAAUAGCGAUCGAGACACCGUAGACAGCGGUGAUCCUUUGUAUACGGAUCUGAUGAUCAAUGAUGAUGGUAUGAGUAUGAGUAAUAAUAAAAAUGCGAACGACGAGAAUCGCGUCGAAACGUCAAAGGAGCCGAAGGAGCCAAAGGAGCCGAAAAAAUCAGAGAAACUGGAGAAAUCGAAAAACUCUCCGAAGAAGUAUCAAUGCUCCGUGUGUAAGAAAGCGUUCUCGACGGCUUACAAUUACAAACAGCACAUUGGCAUACACUUCACGGAUCAACAGAAGUUCCACUGCAAAGAGUGUGGAGUGUCCUUCGCUUGGAAGUCUACUUUGAACAAACAUAUCGCGAGUACCCACAACUCAAACUGGCCGCCGAAAUUCGUUUGCAACAUUUGCCCGAGGGUCUACAGUACCUUAUCGCAAGUAAACGAGCACGUGAAGAGGGAUCACCUGAAGCAACGUAAUCAUGUUUGCGAUUAUUGCGGCAAGUCCUUCUUCAAGAGCUUUGACCUGAAAACCCACAGCAGAACGCACACUAACGAACGUCCGUACGCGUGUCGAGUUUGCGGCAAGAGGUUCCAUCAUCAGAGCCAUAUUAUUCGUCACGAGCGCACACAUUCGGGCGAGAGGCCGUACGUUUGCGUCGUUUGCCAAAAAGCCUUCAUACAGCCCAGUUCGCUAAAAGUGCACGAGCAAAAGCAUCGACAGCUCAGGAUGGAUAUUCUGAAUUACCAGAUCGACGAGGAUGAUCCUAUUGCGUUGAUGACGUUAUAAAAAUUACGUGACCGUUACUGUAUUAUAAGAAAUAAUUCAAAUAUCACAAUUUAUAUUUUAUCGCCAUUGUUACCGCCACAUUAUUUUUUUAACUAAAACUGUUGAAAAGAUGGAAA
Odontomachus brunneus is the source of this 3378-nucleotide messenger RNA. RefSeq lists its product as uncharacterized. Gene Ontology annotation, cellular component: nucleus. The transcript has 8 exons. Gene Ontology annotation, molecular function: RNA polymerase II transcription regulatory region sequence-specific DNA binding; DNA-binding transcription factor activity, RNA polymerase II-specific. The record is from RefSeq and is a predicted model, not a curated record. NCBI's taxonomy places the organism in Eukaryota, Metazoa, Arthropoda, Insecta, Hymenoptera, Formicidae. The coding region runs from base 212 to 3262 and encodes 1016 amino acids. Gene Ontology annotation, biological process: regulation of transcription by RNA polymerase II.